Messenger RNA from Euleptes europaea (tarantolino), 537 nucleotides. It is a transcript of the gene NDUFB10, whose product is annotated as NADH:ubiquinone oxidoreductase subunit B10. The coding region runs from base 4 to 537 and encodes 177 amino acids. The record is from RefSeq and is a predicted model, not a curated record. NCBI's taxonomy places the organism in Eukaryota, Metazoa, Chordata, Lepidosauria, Squamata, Sphaerodactylidae. The transcript is spliced from 4 exons.
GAGAUGCCGGAGGAGCCCGACCGGGGCGUGUACCGGGAGCCGCCGCGCCGCACGCCGGCCCCCAACCCUCAGUCGGCCGUCCCCAACCCCCUCGACCUGGUGCAGAAGAUAUUCGAGUACACUGUCGACGCGCCGGUCACCGCCUGGAGGAACUUUAUCGAACGCCAACACGCAAAACAUAAGUCUUACUAUUAUCACCGGAAGUUCCGCCGCAUCCCUGAUCUCACGACGUGCCUGGAGGAUGAUUAUGUUUGCUUCUUUGAAGCUGAGAUGCAGUGGGAGAGAGACAUGAAAGUCGAUCAAGAAAUUGUGAAAAUUGUCCAGGAGAGAUUAUCAGUUUGUACGCAGCGGGAAGGAGAGAGCCACUUCCAGAACUGCGCAGGGGAAUAUGAGAAGUUCAAAGAAGUAGCCAAGGCUUACCAGACCAAAUAUGGGGACCUAGGUGCCUAUGGAAAUGCUCGGACAUGCUUGAUGAAACAAAAGCAACGUAUGAUCGCAGAAAGGAAGGCCAAGGCAGCUGCCGAAGCACACCACUAA